Molecule: messenger RNA, 3406 nt
Organism: Leptopilina heterotoma
Lineage: Eukaryota; Metazoa; Arthropoda; Insecta; Hymenoptera; Figitidae
Exons: 24
Coding region: 112-3201 (1029 amino acids)
Molecular function (GO): heme binding; iron ion binding; oxidoreductase activity, acting on paired donors, with incorporation or reduction of molecular oxygen
Source: RefSeq, a predicted model, not a curated record
CUUGAGACAAUUCAGUUUCUAUCAAUCUCUAGAACAGACUUAAUUGAUAAUUUUUCUCUGCGCAGUAAAAAAUAAAAGAAUAAACUGAUUUUUUUUUUGCAAAUUAAAAUUAUGAUUUUUUAUAUAUUAAUUAUUAUUGCAAUAGUUUUAGGAAUUUAUCAUGUUUCAAUUCAUUACAGUCGUCAUGGACGACUUUUAAAUAAAUUACCAGGGCCACCAAUUUUUCCGAUAAUAGGAACUUUAGAAAUUUUAGGACUUUCCGCAACUGAAAUUUGGAACAAAGCAAGAUACCUUGGAAAGACCUAUUAUCCAUUAAAUAAACUUUGGUUGGCUCAUUAUUGUUCAGUUAAUAUUUUUAAUCCAUAUGAUGCAGAGAUUCUAUUAUCAAGUAUGAAGCACAUUGAGAAAAGUCAUCUCUAUGAUUUUUUACAUCCUUGGCUAAAUAAUGGUUUACUAACCAGUACAGGUAAAAAGUGGCAAACUCGUCGGAAAAUGUUGACACCAACAUUUCACUUUAGUGUUUUGCAUCAGUUUGUCGACAUUUUCAUGGAACAGGGAAAUAAUCUUGUUGAAAAUCUAAAAUCUCAGGGCGAUGAAUCAGAGCAAAAUCUUGUGCAUUUUUUUACAAAAUACACACUAAAUACUAUUUGUGAAACCGCAAUGGGCACAUCAUUACUUGAAACAAAUAUCGAUAAUACCUAUCGAAAUGCUCUAAAAAAUGUUUCAAAACAAUUGGUUUACAGGCUUGCUAGGCCCUGGUUAUUUCCAACUUAUAUAUUCAAAUUAUUUCCAUCGGGAAGAAGUUUUAUGAAGUCUCUAUCGGUACUGCACAAUUUUUCAUACAAGAUUAUUAAGGCGAAAAAGGAAUAUCAUGAGAAAACGGAAAAUGUACAUUUAAAAUCGCUUAUUAAUCCCGAUACAGAAUUAAUUACUCUUGAUGAUGGACUGAGAAGCAAAAAGAAACGAAUGGCAAUGUUGGAUCAUUUAAUAGCCGCCCAGAGAUUUGGUGGGCAAAUUAAUGACGACGGAAUUCGGGAAGAAGUUGAUACAUUCAUUUUUGAGGGACAUGACACCACAGCAAUGGCAAUGUGCUUUUCAGUAUUAAUGCUCGCCGAACACAAAGAUAUUCAGAAUCGAGCAAGAAAAGAAGUGGACGAUGUAUUUAAUGGAAAAAAUGGGCAGAUUCACAUGACAGAAAUACAAGGCUUAAAUUAUCUUGAACAAUGCAUUAAGGAAACAUUGCGUUUAUAUCCAAGUGUACCUUUCAUAUCACGCGAAAUAAAGGAGGAUUUGCAAUUGACACAUCAUUUGAUUCCGGCAGGAACCAGUGCGCAUUUACAUAUUUACGAUAUUCACAGAGACGUGAAUUUUUGGCCUAAUCCGGAAAAAUACGAUCCCGAUAGAUUUUUGCCUGAGAAAAUGCAAAUUCGUCAUCCAUUCAGUUAUAUUCCGUUCAGUGGUGGACCACGUAAUUGUAUAGGUCAAAAGUUUGCCAUGUUGGAAUUAAAAGCUCUCAUGGCCCACUUGCUCCACAAUUUCACCUUCGAACCAAUUGAUAAUUCGAGGGAUAUCAUUUUUACCGCAGAUUUAGUUAUAAGAGCCGCAACACCAAUUCGCGUUAAAUUUAUAAAUUGUGAUUAUUUUUUGGAAUAUUGCAAAAUUUUCAUCAUGUUUUUUUUAUUGUUUAUUUUAAUAUUGGGCCUGGCCUUUUAUCAUUUUUACACUCAUUACGGUAGAUGUGGGAGAAUGGUUAAUAAAUUACAAGGACCACGGACUCUUCCUCUUUUAGGAAAUUCGCUUCUUUUUCAAGGUUCAUCCGUUGAUGUAUGGAAUUUAAUAAGAAAACUCAACAAAGAAUACUAUCCAUUGUGGAGAGUUUGGCUGGCUCAUAAUCCAGUUGUGAAUCUGUACCAUCCCGAUGAUGCUGAGGUUCUCUUAUCGAGUAUGAAGCACAUUGAAAAAAGUAAAGACUACGAUUUUUUACAUCCAUGGUUAAAGACUGGUUUACUGACAAGUACAGGAAAAAAAUGGCAACAUCGUCGAAAAAUGUUAACGCCCGCUUUUCACUUUAGUGUUCUCAAGGAAUUUCUCGAUAUUUUUGACGAACAUUCAAAAAUUCUGGUGGAAAAUUUAAAAACAGAGGGAGAUGAGAGUGUACAGGAUAUUGUACCAAUUUUUACAAAGUACACUCUAAAUACCAUUUGUGAAACUGCAAUGGGUACUUCGUUACAUGAUACAGACAGUCAAGAUGAUACGUAUAGAAAUGCCCUAAAGCAUCUUGUGGAAAUUUUAUAUUACAGAGCAUUUAGACCGUGGUUAGCGACAGAUUGGAUUUUUAAUUUAUUUUCAAAAGGAGAAAUAUUUAAUCAAUAUUUAAUGACUCUUCACAAAUUUUCAACAAAGAUUAUCAACGAAAGAAAGGAGUUUCAUGAACAAACGGACAAUCAACAUUUGAAAUCAAUUAUUUCAGCAGAGAGUGAAACCAGUGUAUACGAUGAUGGAAUUAAAAGCAGGAAAAAAAGAAUGGCAAUGUUAGAUCAUUUAAUUGCUGCCCAAAAAUUCGGAGAUCAAAUUGAUGACGACGGUAUUCGCGAGGAAGUCGAUACAUUUAUAUUCGAGGGACAUGACACAACAUCAAUGGGAAUGACUUUCGUGCUAUUAAUGAUGGCCGAGCAUAAAGAAAUUCAGGAUCGUGUGAGAGAGGAGAUUGACAUGUUACUUAAUGAGACGAAUGACAAAAUUAGUACAGCUGAAGUACAACAAUUGACUUACCUUGAGCAAUGUAUCAAGGAAACUUUACGUUUAUAUCCAUCAGUUCCCCUAAUAUCUCGACAACUCAGUACAGACUUGCAACUAAAGAACCAUUUGAUUCCAGCCGGUUGUAGUACGGACCUACACAUUUUUGAUUUACACAGAGAUCCAAAUUUUUGGCCAGAUCCGGAAAAAUUCGAUCCGGAAAGAUUUUCACCUGAAAGAAGUCAAAAACGUCAUCCAUAUUCAUUUAUUCCGUUCAGUGCUGGUCCACGCAAUUGUAUAGGUCAAAAAUUCGCAAUGCUGGAACUGAAGACAUUUACAGCGCACAUUCUAAAUAAUUUCAUCCUUGAACCUGUUGAUCACGCAAAAGAUUUAAUUUUUACAUCUGAUUUAGUAUUAAGACCGGCUAUUCCAGUGCGUAUAAAAUUUACAACUAGAAUAAAAUAAAAAUUUUUCAUUGCUAUUAAUUUUUAUAAACAAAAAUAUACAUAUAACACAGCAACUAUUUUUAUUUUAAUAAGCAAUACUACUGACAAUUUUUUUUCACGCCUUUACAUUUACAUAUACAUAGAAAUUAUAUAAUAUUUUGAUAAUGUAACAUAUGUAGUUACUUAAGAAUUUUUGAAAAUAAAAAGAAUGAUUGCAAACAUAA